AUGUUGCUCCUGCGGGCAGCGGGAGGCAGAGCGGUCACACCGGGAGGGGUUUGGGUACGCGCGCCAAGUUUUGAACGCGGGUGGGCUGGCGCUGCGCGGCGCGCCGGGGCCGGGCCGGGCCGGGUCGGGUCGGGUCGGGUCUGGCCGGUCGCCUGCGGAGCGCUGCCCCGGGUCGUCCCGUCCCGCCCGCCCGCCUCCGGACAGCGCGGGCCGCGGGUGCGCUCCCAGCGCUCGCAUCGCCGGAGUGUGCGGGGCCGCCCCCGUCCCCGCGAUGGGGAGGCGGGCAGCCCUUCGCCACCGCCCCCUCCGUACCUGCAGCGCAGACCGCCGCCGCGCCUCCGGCCGAGCUCCCGCCGCCGCCGCUCCCUCACCCGGCAGGAGAAGCGGCUCCGUCCCCGCCCCCUGCGCGCCGCUGCACGCCCGGGCCAGGCGGCCGCCAAGCGGGUCGGUGGGGCGGAGAGCGGCCGCGGAGCCGCCCGGCAGCGUGGCCGGAGCCGGGCGGGGAAGGGCGGGCGCCCCCCUCGGGUGCCUCAGCGGGCGUGUGUGCGGGGUCGCGCCGCUUCCGUGGGGCCGCUGCGGCCGCGGGAGGGCCAGUGCCCCGGGCGCACGUUUUGGGGCGGCGAGCGCGGCUACCGCCGAGCAGCGCGGUGCCGGGCGGCCUGGGGAGCGGUACGGCGUGAUCCCAGCGGCCCUGGCUGCCGUGAGCCAGACACAGCAGCGGAGUCUCGCUGCGCGGCGCUGCACGCUGUUCUUCGGCUAAAUGUCAGUGUGGCCCCGGUGCAAAGGGACCCCGCUCCAGUGCACAGCACGGGAGGGUCGCAAGUCGGGUUUACAGACCAUAGUGCGUGCCCUCCAUCUGGAAGUGUCCCAGGAGAGAACCAGGGCUGCCUGCCGAUGCUGUGGUGGGGCCAGUUGAUGCGUCCCAACCCCCCCGUGCAAUUGGGAUGCUGCUGGCAAGGCUGUGUGACAACAGCUCAUGGAUCCCACCGCUUAGGUACAAUUCCCUGCUCAAGAAAAAAAAGCUCUGUGCUUCUCAGGACAAAGUUGUUCCCUGUGCUACGAGAUCGUGCCCGACACGUCAGCUCGAGCAGUUUUCUGCUAACCUAGAAGAUUCGCUGGCGUUCAAACCCUUAUUGCAGAAGCCAGUGGAACAAUCCAGACUGAAGGGCCAAACCUGGCCUUAAGACUAAGACUGAUUAUUAUGAUGACCUUCUGGAGAAAGGUGGGAUUUGUCUGCAUUUUGCCCCUGUAUCAAGUAUAGCCUCUUACUUCCUUCUUCCAUAGGAAAACACAAUAAGGAUUAAAAUAUUACAUUCUGUAUCGUUUGCUGUA
Messenger RNA from Columba livia (rock pigeon), 1332 nucleotides. RefSeq lists its product as uncharacterized. The record is from RefSeq and is a predicted model, not a curated record. Bases 1 to 1107 code for a protein of 368 amino acids. The transcript is spliced from 4 exons. NCBI's taxonomy places the organism in Eukaryota, Metazoa, Chordata, Aves, Columbiformes, Columbidae.